AUGGCUCCUAAGCCCAACACUAAAACCUACUCUACAAAGGGAAUGCGGCGGGCAUCGCGUCCUGAGGACGUAAAUCGCCUUCCUGAUCCUGGAUCCGGCUCUGAGUAUGAACCUGAACCCGAACCUCAACCUCCAUCCAACGCCGAUGACGAGUCGAACGAUGUGGCGCCUCCUCAAUAUGGGACUACACCUUGUAUUCCAUGCCUGAGACGCAUGGUCAAGGUGCCCUUGAAGGGACAUCCUGAGCCGUGUAUCUUACCAGCGACUCAGCGCUCAAAGGCGUGUCCACAAUGCCAUGGGAGAAAGGACAGAUGCGACAGCCCCGCGCGCUCAGUAGAACUAUUCCUCAAAGAAUGGGAGAACAAAGAACGCAGGGACCGCAUGGCAGAUUUCACGGAAGUCGCUGAGAAUUUACAAGACGCCGCCAAGCUCAAGCUCCUCGAAGGACAACAACUCCCAAAAAAAUGGGCGGAUUGGGCCAAGGAAGCCCAGGGAUACAUCGACGACGUGGAUGAAGGAAAAGCAAAGCAAGAGGCGCACAACGAAAAAGUCAAAUACGACGACAUGUGUGCGAAGAUCAAGGUACUAGAGGCUCAGGUGAGCAGUAUUGAGGGUUGGAUUGCAAAGAACGCGGGGAUUCUUGUUUCGCGGGAUGAGAAUGAUGAAAUGUUUGUUCGGUUUAUGGCUUGUGCGAUGAUUCUUGAGGAGGACGAUUGCGAGAAGUUUCAGAAGACGUUGGAUCGUAUUCGGGGGGUGGAGGAGGUAGGUAAUGACGGUACUGGUGAUGAUACUGUAGAUGAGGAGGAAGAUGAGGAGGAGGGGUCUUUGUCGGGGGGACGAGAUGAUGUCUCAAUGGUGUCGGAGUGA
Fusarium tjaetaba is the source of this 867-nucleotide messenger RNA. RefSeq lists its product as uncharacterized. The transcript has 6 exons. NCBI's taxonomy places the organism in Eukaryota, Fungi, Ascomycota, Sordariomycetes, Hypocreales, Nectriaceae. The coding region runs from base 1 to 867 and encodes 288 amino acids. The record is from RefSeq and is a predicted model, not a curated record.